GGAGGUGGGGGGGGAGCCUGGGGCAGGACCGUAGGCCUAGACCGAGAGGGAUCCUCUCGGCACCUCCACCGCCAUCACGGCCGCGAUGCUCAAUAUGUGGAAGGUCCGGGAGCUGGUGGACAAGGCCACCAAUGUUGUUAUGAAUUAUUCAGAAAUCGAGUCUAAGGUUCGAGAAGCAACCAAUGAUGAUCCAUGGGGACCUUCGGGGCAGCUCAUGGGAGAGAUUGCCAAGGCUACAUUUAUGUAUGAACAGUUUCCUGAACUUAUGAAUAUGCUUUGGACACGAAUGCUAAAAGAUAACAAAAAGAACUGGAGGAGAGUAUAUAAGUCUCUGCUGCUCCUAUCUUACCUCAUAAGGAAUGGAUCAGAGCGUGUUGUUACAAGUGCCAGAGAACACAUUUAUGAUUUGCGAUCCCUGGAAAAUUACCACUUUGUAGAUGAGAAUGGCAAAGACCAAGGUAUAAAUAUUCGUCAGAAGGUGAAAGAAAUGGUAGAAUUUGCCCAAGAUGAUGAUAGGCUUCGUGAAGAGAGGAAAAAGGCAAAGAAAAACAAAGAUAAAUAUAUUGGGGUUUCUUCUGACAGUGUUGGAGGAUUCAGAUAUAGUGAAAGAUAUGAUGCUGAGCCCAAGUCAAAGUGGGAUGAAGAAUGGGAUAAAAGCAAAACUGGCUUUCCCUUCAGUGAUAAACUAGGUGAGCUGAGUGACAAAAUUGGAAGCACAAUUGAUGACACCAUCAGCAAGUUCCGGAGGAAAGACAGAGAGGAUUCUCCUGAAAGAUGCAGUGAUAGCGAUGAGGAAAAGAAAUCUAGAAGAGGUAAAUCCCCAAAAGGUGAAUUUAAAGAUGAAGAGGAGACGGUGACAACAAAACACAUUCAUAUUACACAAGCUACAGAGACCACCACCACCAGACACAAACGCACAGCAAAUCCUUCCAAAACCAUUGACCUGGGAGCAGCUGCACAUUACACGGGGGACAAAGCAAGCCCAGACCAAAAUUCUGCAGCUCACACACCACAGUCUACAGCAAAGGUUCCUGGCAGCAAAUCAUCCAGUGACCUGGUUGACCUUUUGUUUGAUGGUGCCGAUCAGUCAGCCUCCACAGGUGGAUCCACUGACCCCUUUGGAGGGUUUGCUGACUUCAACUCUGGAAGUUGUCCCCCCUCACAAGCUCCAAGUGGGAAUGGAGAGUUUGGUGACUGGAGUGCCUUCAACCAAACCCCUUCCACUGGGGAGCUCUUCAGUGGCCCUGCUCAGCCAGCUGUUGAGCUCUAUGGUGGCCCUGCUCAGCCGAACCUUGGCCAGCCUCCAGCAGCUUCAAAUUCUGCUGACCUCUUUGAUUUGAUGAGUUCCUCCCAAGCCACCAUGACCUCCUCCCAAAGCAUGAAUUUCUCUAUGAUGGGUUCUAAUACUGUCAGCCUGAAUCUACCCAUGUCAAGGUCACAGCCUUUGCAAAAUGUUAACCCAAUGAUACAGAAGUCUAACCCACUUUAUGAUCUGGGCACAGAGAUGGUCCAGAAAAAUGCAAGCAAAACUCUGCCAUCGACCUGGUCAGACCCUAGUGUAAAUAUCAGUUUGGACAAUUUAAUUCCCGGUAUGCAGCCUUCUAAGCCCCAACAACCAUCACUGAAUACGAUGAUUCAGCAACAAAAUAUGCAACAACCUAUGAAUGUGAUGAGUCAAAGUUUUGCAGCCAUGAGCCUCAACUCUCCACCCAGCAUAAUGCCUGUUCGACCUCCAGCAAACCCAUUGAUGGGAGGGCCUGUUCCCAUGGGAAUGCCCACUGUGAUGACUGGCACAAUGGGCAUGGCUUCCAUGGGAGGCGCACCUAUGAUGAACCAGGGAAUGAUGGGAAUGAAUGUGAACAUGACGAUUCCUGCUUCUGGAAUGGGUUUGCCAGGUGUGGGUGUUCCUAAUAUAACUAUGGCAUCCACCAUGACUCCUGGAACUGUGCAACCUAAGCAAGAUGCCUUUGCAAAUUUUGCCAAUUUUAGCAAAUAGAUUGUAAACCAGCCAGUCAGAGUGAAUGAAGGAUUUUAGUUGCACAAAUAAAGCUGGGGGUAAGGGUGGAAAAUGCUGAUCAGUUUUUUUCCUUUUGCUUUUAUCACUUACUUUUAAAGAACCCACCUAAAG
Euleptes europaea (tarantolino) is the source of this 2128-nucleotide messenger RNA. RefSeq names its product clathrin interactor 1 (gene CLINT1). Lineage: Eukaryota; Metazoa; Chordata; Lepidosauria; Squamata; Sphaerodactylidae. Gene Ontology annotation, molecular function: clathrin binding; phospholipid binding. Gene Ontology annotation, cellular component: endosome; plasma membrane; clathrin vesicle coat. The transcript is spliced from 12 exons. Bases 86 to 1996 code for a protein of 636 amino acids. Gene Ontology annotation, biological process: endocytosis. The record is from RefSeq and is a predicted model, not a curated record.